This is a messenger RNA of Dipodomys ordii (Ord's kangaroo rat), 2433 nucleotides long. Its product is annotated as protocadherin gamma-A2-like. Gene Ontology annotation, cellular component: plasma membrane. The record is from RefSeq and is a predicted model, not a curated record. Gene Ontology annotation, biological process: homophilic cell-cell adhesion. NCBI's taxonomy places the organism in Eukaryota, Metazoa, Chordata, Mammalia, Rodentia, Heteromyidae. Gene Ontology annotation, molecular function: calcium ion binding.
AUGGCGGCUCUGGAGAACGCCCUCCACUGCAGAAAGCUGGUCCUGCUGAGCCUUCUCUCGGCCGUGCUGUGGGAGGCUGGGGCCGGGCAGAUUCGCUAUUCCGUGUCGGAGGAGGUGGACAAAGGCUCCUUCGUGGGCAGCAUCGCGAAGGACUUGGGCUGGGAGCCGCAGGCGCUGGCGCAGCGCGGCGUCCGCGUCGUCUCCAGAGGUAGGGCGCAGCUCUUCGCCCUGAACCCGCGGAGCGGCAGCUUGGUCACCGCAGACAGGAUCGACCGCGAGGAGCUGUGCGCACAGAGCCCCCGCUGUCUCGUCAACUUUAACGUUUUGCUGGAAGACAAACUGACUGUUUAUUCCGUAGAGGUGGAAAUCACAGAUGUGAAUGAUAACGCCCCUCGCUUUGCAGUGGAGGAGCUGGAGCUCAAAAUCAGUGAAACCACUGCUCCAGGAUUUCAGAUCCCCCUGAAGAGUGCGCAUGACGCUGAUGUGGGAGACAACGCCCUGCAGAAGUACCAGCUCAACUCAAAUGCCCACUUCUCCCUGGAGAUGCGGAAUGGAGUAGAUGGGAACAAGUAUCCCGAGCUGGUGCUAGAGCGGGCUCUGGAUCGCGAGGAAGAGGCUAUGCACCAUCUCCUUCUUGUUGCUUCAGAUGGGGGCAACCCGGUAAGAUCUGGCACCUGCCGCAUCCGUGUGAAAGUGCUGGAUGUGAAUGAUAACGCUCCUGUUUUUACACAGUCCGAGUACCGAGUAAGUGUUCCAGAGAAUAUACCAAUAGGCACCCGAAUAGUCACGGUGACCGCCACUGAUGCCGAUGAAGGAUACAAUGCACAAGUGACAUAUUUUCUAGAGCAAAUCCCUAGAGCAACUACAGACAUAUUUGAAUUGACGUCAACAUCUGGAGAUCUAACAAUCAUGAAAAGUCUCGAUUAUGAGGAAGCUAAAGUCCAUGAAAUUGAUAUCGAGGCUCAGGAUGGUCCAGGCCUUCUAACCAGAACAAAGGUCAUCAUUACCGUUUUGGAUGUGAAUGACAAUGCCCCAGAAUUUUACAUGACUUCUGCCACCAGCUCAGUUCCUGAAGACUCUCCUCCAGGAACCAUAAUUGCGCUUUUCAAUGUACACGACAGAGACUCUGGACAAAAUGCUUUUGUCGCCUGUUCACUCCCAGAGGAACUGCCUUUCAAGUUAGAAAGGUCAGUGGACAAUUACUACAGACUGGUUACAACCAGAACCCUUGACAGGGAACAGGUUUCCUUUUACAACAUCACUCUGAGUGCCACAGAUGGAGGGGACCCACCACUGUGCACAGAUGCUCAUGUUGUGCUACAGGUAGCAGACAUCAAUGACAACCCACCAGCCUUCCCGCAGGCAUCCUACUCUGUCUACCUUAAGGAAAACAACCCCCGUGGCACCUCCAUCUUUACAGUGUUGGCUCAUGAUCCAGACAGCGAACACAACGCCCAUGUCACUUACUCUCUGGCUGAGGAGACCUUUCACGGAGCACCUCUCUCCUCCUACAUUUCCAUCAACUCUGACAGUGGGGUCCUCUAUGCUCUGCAGUCUUUUGAUUAUGAGCAAUUCCAGAACCUACAGCUGUGGGUGAUAGCGCUGGACAGCGGCAAACCUCCCCUCAGCAGCAAUGUAUCAUUGAACCUGUUCUUGGUGGACCAGAAUGACAAUGCACCUGAGAUCCUAUACCCUGUCCUCCCCACCGAUGGUUCCACAGGUGUGGAGCUGGCUCCCCGAUCUGCAGAGCCUGGUUAUCUGGUGACCAAGGUGGUGGCAGUAGACAAGGACUCAGGACAGAAUGCCUGGCUGUCCUACCGCCUGCUCAAGGCCAGUGAACCUGGGCUCUUCAUGGUGGGGCUGCACACAGGUGAGGUGCGCACAGCAAGGGCCCUUGUGGACAGAGAUGUGCUCAAGCAGAGCCUGGUGGUGUCUGUGCAGGACCAUGGCCAGCCCCCUCUCUCAGCCACUGUCACACUGACCAUCGCAGUGGCUGACAGUAUUCCAGACAUCCUGGCAGACCUCGGCAGCCUCCAGACCUCCACUGAUCCACAGGAUUCAGACCUCACGCUCUACCUGGUGGUGGCAGUGGCUGUGGUGUCUUGUGUCUUCCUGGCCUUUGUCAUUGUGCUGCUGGCACUCAGGCUGAGGCGCUGGCACACAGCGCGCCUGCUCCCGUCCUCCAGGAAUGGGUUGGCUGCCAUGCCUGCCUCUCACUUUGUGGGCAUGGAUGGAGUUCAGGCUUUCCUUCAGACCUAUUCCCAUGAGGUCUCCCUCACCGCCGACUCCCGCAAAAGCCACAUCAUCUUCCCUCAACCCAACUAUGCUGACACACUCAUCAGCCAGGAGAGCUGUGAGAAGAAGGAUUUUCUAUCUGCACCUCAGUCUUUACUUGAAGAUAAAGAGGAAACAUUUUCUCAGGUAAACUUGUGA